This is a messenger RNA of Zerene cesonia (dogface butterfly), 2070 nucleotides long. RefSeq names its product nucleolar protein dao-5-like. The transcript has a single exon. The record is from RefSeq and is a predicted model, not a curated record. Bases 1 to 2070 code for a protein of 689 amino acids. Lineage: Eukaryota; Metazoa; Arthropoda; Insecta; Lepidoptera; Pieridae.
AUGCCGCGCGCGCUGGUCCUGCUCUCGCUGCUGGCGGUCGCCCGCGCCGCCGACGUCUUCGUCAUCGCCGACACCGCCAACGAGACGCUCGCCAUCGCCGACGCGGUCAACGAGACCAUCGCAGAUGCUACAGACAUUGUUCUGGGCGAUACCAACGACACUCUCACUGAUGGAGACCACGAACCUAUAGUGCGGAAGAAGCGGACAUUCGGCGAUAUAGUAUUCAGAGGAUUGGCUGAUGUUCUCGGGUAUAAUGUGGCGAGGAAACCACCGCAGGCGUUUGCCUUCCCGCCGCCCGUCGCUCCUGUGCCGGGGAUAGAUACGCCUCUACAAGCAGCAGCAGCGGCCCCCCCUCCAGCUCCUGCCGCGCCACCCUGUGCAGCUCCGCGAGCAGCUGCCCCACCGCCCUGCCGGGCACGACAACCGCCACCUCCACCACCACCACCGCCACCGAAAGCGCGCCCUCCCCCAUGUCCUAAACCUAGAGCCGCCCCAAAGCCGAAACCAGCACCACCCCCCCCGCCUCCUCCUCCUCCACCGUGCGCUUCACCCCGCGCGAACCCAACCACUGCUGCCCCUUGCGCCGCCCCUGCCCAACCCAAAGCAGAUUCUAAUCUUGAAACCAUAACUUCCAACUUGCGCUUCAACUUUAACUUUAACCGAGCUUUAGCUACUCCCACCCCUGCAGCUAAUGAUGAUAUUGCAGAAGAGGAAGCGCCGCAAGAACAACCUGCACUUCAAAUUACGCCCAUAGCAAUUCAGCCUCGCGCAGCUAAGCUGCCUCCUCCAGCUCCUCGCAAUCCACGCGUGUACGUGGACGCGUUUGUCGUUCGUGAUGGAGUUCCGCAACGAGUGCACACCAUUGACGCUAAAAAUAUAAAUAGGCCACAAGUCGCCGACGACGAUUAUCUCUUCGACGUGGAAGAUGAUGAAACCCAAAAUGAUCAGGGCCAACAGGAGCAACUGUAUGAUGACUACGAGGAUGCGCAGGAGUCUCGCGAUCGAUCUAAAGCUGUACGUGAAUUCGGUACCGCUGUUGAUCAGUUUUGGGCUCAAAAACAAAAACCUAAGAAAAAACUGCCACUCAACGAUUAUAGAAAAGUUCAUUUCGGUGAUCGAGACUUAGGAAAUCAACUUCGUCGCAGGAAUGAUGAUGAUGAUUCAGAAAAAUUCCAGAGAGAACGACCAAAAGCAAACCGUGUACCCUUACAAGUACCAGACGACGCAGGGAGUGAGGAAGAGAGCGAAGUCACAACGACGACACAGGAUCCACGUCGAAAGCUAAAACCACGCGUGCUUCCGCCCACUGAACACAACCCUAACCAAAUUGACACAGUAACGGUUCGAGUGCCACCAAUCUAUAAAGAAAAAAGGCCUAAAAAACUACACAGAGAAAGACCCGAAGCUCCUGAUCGCGAUGAAGAUAGCGCGGAAGAAACUCCUAGGGAAGAAUAUCCAGAAAACGACUCUGAUACUGAUAGUGAGCAAAGCACACAAGUGGAACGAUCGGAAGCUCCGAAGCGUAGACGACGUCGUAAGAAGAGCAGACGGGUUCGAUCCACGUACAGUCAAGCAUAUACAGCGGGCGACUAUGACUACUUUGGAAAAAAACUCCCAAUAUCCGAAGAGGAAGAGCAUUACAGAACAUUAACCAUUCCGCCGCCAACGAAAGACGCAGAUGUAGCACGACUCGAAGCAGCUGAAGAUGAGGGUCAUUUUCUUGAUGACCAUGAAAGACUUCGCGAAGACCCGGAACGGAUACAAGCAAAGAAUAAAAAAGAUAAGAAAGAAGUCGCCGAAGAAAGCAGGUAUGUAGAAGACAGAGAACGCGCCGACGAAUCGGAGAGAUCGGAUGAGAGAGAACGGUCCAGUGAGGACACAGAACGAGCGAGCGAAGCUGAAAGGUCAGACUCCAGCGAACGAUCCGACAAACUGAGUCCAAACGCCAGAGUCCGCGAAACAGGAUACAAGAGCAAUUAUGUACGAGCUACAAACGUUCGGGUCGACGACGAUCAGCCAGAAAUAUCGGUUGUUAAAAGAAAAAACAGAACACUUAAAAGAAAGCCGUAA